UCUUUUUUUUUUUUGAACCAAAUCAUUCGCCUGCUUUCAGAUCUUCCCUCAAGAUGCCGUGGCUUAACCGAAAUCCAGGAUCCCGCCUCUCCUCCUCUCCGGCGCAAGUACGUCCAAAGCCCCGGAAUCUGGCCGCCGGCAGCGUCUUCCUCUGCUCCGGCUGGAUUCUGGAUCCAGAGAUUUAUCCGAUGUCAAUUUAUAAGGUACGCGGUUCCCCUUCCUUCGCCCCCUCAAUUUUUGGGUUGAUUGGAAUCAAUCUGAUACAUAUGAUUUGAAUUCGAAUUCUUAAUUUGCGAGCUGCCAUUAGAAUUUUGCCGUCCAUGGUCGACUCGGUUGUUUUCUCUUUGAGCCGUGGCCGUACUAAUUAAGUCAGCUGAUCCGUAAGUCGUUUUUUCUCUACCUAUUUAACCCACCAUUCAAAAAGGUGCCCUUAAUUAAUUAGAAAUCUUCAACAUGGAAAAUUAACAUAAUCUACAAACAUAAUUUUUUCUGUUUGAACUUUGAAGUUUUUUAAUAUCUCAAGAAUUUUAUUAGCUAUCGAGCUAUAAUUUUAUGCGCAUGUGCAAUUUUUCCCCCUUUAUAAGUUAUUAAUCGUUUGUGUUGGAGUGCGAAAAUGGUAUAAAUUACUAUAUCACUUAUUAUGUUGUAGACAUAGUUAUUUUUGUGUUGAGUGCCUAACUAGCUAUGUACAAUUAGACACCGCCUAAACAAAUUACAAACAUUAGAAAUUUAGAACAGAAUCUUAAUGUUCGUCUUACAAGUUACCCCUCGUAUCACUUUAAAACCAUCGUGUCAUUGGGAACGACAAUUGUUGUGUAUACUUACUCAGGUUAGGAAUCUCUGAAAUUGUAGUUGCUCAAGAGAUUCUGUUACUUAGAGGAAACUCGCAACGUAGUUGCUUUGGAACUAUUAUUAUUCUGGUCAACAAAUCAAUGGCAUGUUGGCCGUUGAAGCAUUCAAACGGCGAGUGCCAGGACCUGGCCGUGUGGGAAAUAGCUGUUGACGUGUAGUUGACUCACGGCUUCUGGAUUGAGACGCGGGCUUGGUUGGUCUCCUCCUUCCUCCCACACGAAAAACCUGUGGCUGAAUUCAAUUCCCCCGAUCCAACUAAUCUAAACCCGCCGCCCUUGUAGGACAUUUCUCAGUCACAUGAUAGAAUAAUCGGGUUCUGGGCUGGGCCCAUUUUAGUUGAACAGACCCAACCACUUGUUUUAUUUUAUUUUAUUUAUAUUUUUCCAUGGGCUUGCCUCGGAUUCUCUGGACACCCCGGUGGAUCCGCCAACUAAAAAAACAAAAAAAUAAUAAUUAAAUACGUUAUUCUUUAACGCAUAAGGUCACCCGCGGCUGUCAGUUUAUCAAAGCCCACUAAAAAGGCGGAGAAAUCAAAGACGUGUUCGAGAAGGUGGCUGGCUCCGAGUAGCCGACUUGGACCGACCAUAUCAACCACGUCAUCAUACACGUCCGAGUCUCAACUCCUAUGGCGACUCAGCUCCCGCCACGUGUCCCUCGACUCUCAAACGGCUAGUUUUUCUCCCGCCUGUCCGCCGAUAUUAAUUCUUUUAAAAAUUAACCGCCAAAGGAUAAACUCCACCUCGAAGCACACAAUCUUCUUUCGAGGAAAACUCCAGUAUUUUCUCGGCCCAGCCCACCACUGGCCCAGAUAUUUUUGUUAUUUAAUUUAAUUUAAUUAAUUGUUUCUGUUUAUUUUACUCCCUUUUUCCUUCUCAUUUCCCUCUUUCCUCAUUUCAACUUCCCCUCUCUGGUAUAUAAACCCCACAAAACCUCCGGUCACUUUUAAAAGGAACCCGGAAAAGAGAUUUAAUCACUUACCAUUUCCACUUCCGCUCAAGAAAAUUUAGGGUUUCCCGAAUCCUCCUAUUGAUUCAGUUCUCCCUUUCUUCGAUUCUGCCACCCGUCAGAUACUCAUUCACAAUCUAGUUGAAGGAUCUGUUCGAGAAAGACAAUAAUGGCAUUGGGAAGGAGAUGCAGCUCGAUGAACUGGUCGUCGUCCAGCUACUACGCCGCCUGCGGCGGCGGCGGCAAAGAGUGCCUUCCUUUCGAGUUCGCGAGGGUGAGGUCGUUUGGAAGGAAGAGGAUAGUCAUCUCGCAGAAUCUGGAGUGCUGCUGGGAUUCAGAGAUGAGUCCUCGGACUCCACUGAAGAGGCUCUGCAGCGAGCCGCUUGACGCAGUGAUGGCGGAGAUGGACGAGCAGCAGCAGCCUGAGGAGAAGUCUGUUCUCGAGAGCUUGCCGCAGGACGUUCUGAUUAAGGUGCUCUGUGGAGUGAACCACGAAGAUCUGAAGCAGCUCCUUCUCGUCUCCAAACCAAUCUCCGAAGCUGCUCAGAUUGCGAAGGAAACGCACUUUGCCUACAGCACACCGACGAAGGUCCGAGCGUUUCGAUCUCCGACAAUAGAUUACCACAGUGAGGUCGACGAGAUCGAAGCGCCUGGAGCUCCGUGCAGAGCAGCUCGCCGUUUCCCCAAGCCACGGCUGAGCGAGAAGGAGGUUUCUGACCUGUCGGCAGCACUCUUCUCAAUCGAUUCGCCGCCGAAGAGGAAUAAGAAGAAGGGAUUGUUCAUGGAUGUGGAGAUAUGAAACGGAAGAGAUAGUAGUAAUGUGUACAUAAUCACACUUCCAGUCUCUGUUUGUUUGUUUGUUGUAGAUACAGAGGCAAAAAGGUAGAAGAAGAGAGAAAGGUAGAACACGAGAUAGAAAGAACCCAUAGCGAGAGAGAGAGAGAGAGGCCAGAUGUGUGUGCAGAUUCCUUCCUUCUUCAACGUUUCCAAUUGAAGAUUUGAGCGUCUCUGUAUAUGUUAUUCGGCUUAGAAACAAACACUCUGUAAUCUAUUUACUUCGGGCAGCCUCUGCCCUUUUCUGCUUUGUGUUAAGUUCAUAAAAUUAUGAGAAAUCUGCUCUUUCGAUUCUCUUACGAGCUACGUAUAAUUUGAUUGAAACAUUGAAGUGAUGAUGACUGAGUGAAAUUGUUGUCUGUGGGUAGCUAGAUACUGUAAAUUCCAUAUCCUCUAAUCUAAAACGGAUAAUUUGUGCCAUAUGUGAUUGUUUUCUUUCAACAAAAUUUGCGUUAGUUUCGUUUGAUUAAGCAUUAAGAAAGUGGGGCAGACGUAUCCAAGCAAGAGGUGAGCUGUAAGACGGGUAAUUAUUUUUCGGAUCCAAUCGGGUUUCGGCGGAGGGGGAUCAAGCCGUAACAGUCUAAUUAAGGACAGUUCAGUUGUUCUCCCUUGCACGACGGGAUCGGUGGUAGAUUUCGGAUGGAAUGGAAGUUAAUUCGACGACGCUGCGUUGAAACUUGGCAGGAAAGGUAAACGGGAGGCUUUGAUUUAUGCCAUUUGAUGAUCAAGGCUCCUAAAAUAGAAUUGAUAACUUGCUUAUAUCUUAUUAAUAAUUUUGUUAUCGAAGUCAAAUUCGCUUUUGUUAUUACGAGUAUGCAACUUCAAAUUAUCGUACAUAAAGCAAGUACGAACGACUAGUUAAAAGUGUAACUAGGGAUGACAAUUUUAACCUAAUCCAUUUUAUCCAGCUUGUUUGAUAUGUAUUGGGGCGAAUAUUAGGGAAGGGGAGUACAUGAGUACACUACUCGACCUGACCUGACCAAUCCCAUUAUCUACCCGCUUUUCCCUAAAUUGCGUGUAGUUCGAUUCAAAUUACUUAUGAUUUUAAAUUUAUUACCUCAUAUUUUAGCUAUAUUGAAGUUGUAAAUAGGUGAAAACAUCAAUUUCUCAAAUAAUUUGAAUACAUAUAUUAUAUCCUAGUUUGUUCAUUGGUAUUUUAAUUAAAAAUUAAUAUUUUUAAUAUUUUACUUUUAAAUACAUAAUAAAUUACCUAACCUGUCAUGGAUGAGUGACUAUGGCAAAUUAUCUACUCGCCUUUUAACUCGAUAUUCGGAUAAUACGAUAAAAUUUUCAUUUCUACCAGACUUAGCUCUAGAUCUUGGCUUCUCUCAUGGAGUGGAUCCCUAUAAUGUGAUGAUCUGAAUCAGAUUGUCAAGGUCUCAGUCAGUCCAGGAGACUAAUUAUUAAUCAAUACUGUAAUACAUGAACCUUUGGAGCACAUUCAAGGCCGCUAAUUAAGUUUGGUAGGAUAUGGAAAUUGGAAAGGACAAAGUAACGCGCAGUGGAGAGGAAUGGAAAGGGAUCCAAUGAGAAUAAUCAGAUUUUCACAAA
Molecule: messenger RNA, 4182 nt
Organism: Linum trigynum
Lineage: Eukaryota; Viridiplantae; Streptophyta; Magnoliopsida; Malpighiales; Linaceae
Source: the annotation of a GenBank genome assembly